CACCUGCGCAUUGUUUGCUAGCAUCUUGACUCUAAAAAGUCAACCACAAGUGUCCGACGCGGACAGACGGUUCUGCGUGCUCCUCAUUCAUCCCGUUUACCGAUCACCCUUUCCCACUCUCUCCGCACUAUAAACUCACUUCGCUUACCUUCUUCUUUCGUGGUCGCUUGCAGGUCGGUGCACGACACUUUCGGGAUCGUUACUGGCCGUCGAUUCGAUGGGACACCUCAAGAUGGACGGCAAGAUGGAGGUCCGGGAGGCGGCCGCCGCAGGGCUCCGCAGCUUGGAGCGUGUCGUCUUCCAUCUCUCCCACCAGCAGUCGCCGUGGGAUUGCCGUGAGAUCACAGACCAGACGAUUGCCAAGUUCAAGAAAGUCAUCUCCGCCCUGAACCGGACCGGCCAUGCCCGGUUCCGCCGCGGCCCGGCUCAGCCCGCCUUCUCCGCCGAAGCAGAGGAAGCACCAGCAGUGCACUACCACGCGCUCGCUCGUCCGCCGCUGCCGCCGGCUGCGGUCGCGACCUUGAACCUAGAUCCUACAAAGCUGGAGGAGCACUUGAACGUCUCGGCGGCGGUGUCGUCGGCCCAUAAGCCGCCUCUGGCGCCGUCCCACAAGAGGAAGGUCCCCGACCACGCCCACCCCCCGGAGGCCGCAAAACAAGCCGCCAGGUGCUGCCACUGCUCAAAGAAAAGGUACCCCUCCUCCGUCGCGCCGAAACUUAAUUUCGCGCAUCCACGCAUCUCCUCGCUGACACGCUCCGCGACGUCCUCUGCGUGCGACAGGAAGGACCGGGAAAAAAGGACGGUGCGCGUGCCGGCCGUCGGCUCGAGGAACGCGGACUUUCCGGUGGACGAGUACUCGUGGCGUAAGUACGGACAAAAGUUCAUCAAGGGAUCCCCUUACCCGAGGGGGUACUACAAGUGCAGCAGCGUGAAGGGGUGCCCGGCGAGGAAGCACGUCGAGCGGGCGGCCGAUGACCCCUCGAUGCUAAUCGUAACGUACGAAGGGGUGCACCGGCAUUCCCCGAGCAGGCCCGCCUGUCGGUGACCUGUGGUGCUGGAUCUUAUCUUCGCUUUUUUAUAGUUUGACCUGUAAAAUGUCCACCAGGAAAUGUAGACUUCAGUUCAGACAUAUGGAACGGCAAUUUUCCCCUUUCUUGCA
Messenger RNA from Musa acuminata subsp. malaccensis (wild Malaysian banana), 1159 nucleotides. Its product is annotated as WRKY transcription factor WRKY51-like. Gene Ontology annotation, molecular function: DNA-binding transcription factor activity; sequence-specific DNA binding. The record is from RefSeq and is a predicted model, not a curated record. NCBI's taxonomy places the organism in Eukaryota, Viridiplantae, Streptophyta, Magnoliopsida, Zingiberales, Musaceae. Gene Ontology annotation, biological process: regulation of DNA-templated transcription.